CUUCUACUACCAUUUUUUUUUGAAAAAAAGGCUGUUUGUCCCAAUUUCGUUAUUUUUUAUAUUAUUCCUAAAAUGUCUGCCCAGUCGUCAGUCGAUGAGGUUAUAAAUGCGCUAAAUGUACUUUACCAGGGCGGCGAUUUGAAGGCCCGGGAGCAGGCCAAUGCGUGGCUCGAGCAGUUCCAAAAGACGCCACAGGCAUGGACGACGGCUGACACAAUCCUCGGGACGGCAACAGCGGGGCUUGAGGUGAAAAUGUUUGCUGCACAGACGCUGCGCAACAAGAUUAUCAACGAUUUCAGCGAACUGGGCGAGACUGGGGCGCUCUCGCUGCGCGACUCGGUGGUUGUGCACCUGGGCAAUGCGCGGUCGGGGCCCCAGCCGCUGAUCACACAGUUAUGCCUGUCGCUGGCCGAUCUGGCUGUGCAGCUGGGCGCGUGGGCCGACCCGUUCAGCGACAUGGCCGGGUCGUUCCUGAGCGACCCUGCAUCGGUAUCGUGCCUGCUUGAGUUUCUGGCGGUGCUGCCGGAAGAGGUAGUGAACGAGCGGAUCAUCCUGCCCAACGAUUUCUACCAGCAGCGGUCGGCGGACCUGCUGACCAACAAGGCCACCGACCUGAUCCAGCUACUGGUGCAAUGCCUGCAGCAGCCGGAUCUCAAGGCAGACGCGCACACGCGCGUGCUCAUCUGCUUCACGACGUGGCUCAAGAGUGGCGAGAUCACGCUGAUGAUGGUAGCGAAUACGCCGCUUAUUGAGCUCGCAUUUGCGGCACUCAAGGCUGACGACUCGGACGUGUUUGAUACGGCAGUGGAUGCCAUCUGUGGGAUCAUAUACGAGACUCACUUGGACCGCGACGACGAGCCGGCAGCGGUUGAGGCGAAGAAUGCGGCGGUUGAGCAGCAGCUCGUGCCGCAGCUCAGCAUGGUCGCGGAACAGAUGCGGGGGGACCAGAUGGUGCGGGCCGGCGACGAAGACCGGUCGCGCGGAUACUGCCGGAUCUUCACCGAGGCAGGCGAGGCGUGGGUGCACCGCAUGGUCCUAUCGACGCCGCCGUACGAGAGCCUGAUUGGCGCGCUGGUGGACUGUAUGCGGCUGGAGAGCCUGGACGUCAUUGCUAUGCUGUUUGACUUUUGGACUAUCCUGGCCGACAAGGUGCUGGAGUACACAAACUCGUGCGAUCCGGGCCGCCGCAUGAUGGCCAGCGUAUUUGACACAAUCAUAGAUAUCAUCAUCGGCCAUCUAAAGUACCCGGCUACUUACGACACGACCAACGAGCGCGGCGGGUGGACCGCCAAGGAGCGCGACGAGUUCAGGGAGUUCCGCCAUACCAUCGGCGAUGUGCUCAAGGACUGCGUGCGCGUAGUGGGGCAGACCAAGGCGCUGAUGCAUGCCUACGAGCAGAUUGCCAGCCGCAUCACCAGCGCCCAGGUGCCGUGGCAGGACAUCGAGGCGCCCCUGUUUGCACUGCGGGCCAUGGGCGCCGAGGUGUCGCCGACCGAGAACGACGUGCUGCCGAAGAUCAUGGACAUGUUUGCGCAGUUCCCGCCGCACCCGAAGCUGCGGUAUGCAGCAACGCUGGUGAUUGGGCGGUACACUGAGUGGACAUACGAGCACCCGCAGUACGUGCAGUUCCAACUCAGCUAUAUCGCCGACGGCUUCAAGAUCCGUGAGGUUGCUGCUGCCAGUGCCCAGUCGCUCAAGUACCUGUGCCAGGACUGCGCCAAGUUCAUGGCCGACCACUGGGCUGAACUUCUAGAGUUCUUCAACGAGGUGGCGUCCAGCGGAACCUUGGAUGACAACGACAUUAUCGAGUUCUCGGAAGCCCUGGCACAUGUGGCCAAUGGCAUCCCAGACCAGAACACGGCCGAGGCGCUCCAGUCGUUCUGCCUGCCGGUGGGCAACCAGCUGGCGGCAAUGCUGCAGGCGCCGGAGCUGAGCGAGAACGAGCGCAGACAGGUUUCGCUGCUGCUGGACCGGCUGGGCGUGUUUCUGCGGUAUGUGCACAUUGACGACAAUGAGACAGCCGAGGCGUGGACCGGCAAAAUCAUUGCCGACUCGUGGCAGGUCCUCAGCGUCGCGUUCCAGCGGUUUGGGGGCGACGCCUACAUCUCCGAGAGCAUCUGCAAGUUUGUGCGCGUGCUGGUCGAGUUCUACCCGACUGUCGUGCGGCCAGUGAUCGGCCAGAUCGUCGACGCUGUGGUCCAGGCGUUCCAGCAGACUGCCAGCACUGCCUACCUGUGGCUGGCCCGCCGGAUCCUCAAUGUGCACCGCACGCUGGCAGCCGAGGAGACUGAAUCGCUGCAGCUGGCUACCAGCAUGGUGAGCCAGAUCAGCUCGGCAGCCAUGUCGUUCUUCCAGACCAGGUCCUUCUCGGAGGUGCCUGAGACCACUGAGGACUACUUCCGCCUGAUGGAGCGUGCGGUUGAGGCGCUGCCCGGCUACAUCCUGACCAUGCAGUCGUUCCCGUACGUGUUCCAGGCUGCCAUCGCGGCACUCGAGGUCAACCAGUUCCAUGCGCAGAUGGCAGUCGUGCAUUUCUGGUCUCAGGUGCUCAGCCCCACCCGCCGCCAUCUGCGCGUGAUGCGCGAGAACCGGUCCACCACAUCCAUGCCAGCAUCGUCGUCGAGUCCCGGCCACUUCCCGUCGCCUGCGCGCACCCGCAGAAGAAGCAUCCGCAUGGACACGUAUCCGGUCGAGCAGAUCGUCGAGCUGUGUACCAAGAACGGCUUUGAGCUGGUGUUCAAGCUGAUGCAGGGCCUUAUGCAGAGCUUUGACCGGGAGGCGAUAUCCGAGGCCACCGAGAUCUUUGCGUCUCUUGCAGCGAUUGUCAGCGACGGGCCGACGACGCUCACGGGCCAGUUCGACUCUCCACCACAGGCCACCAUAAUGGACUGGCAGCAGGCGGUGCUGGCGCAGGUGCCUGAUGCCAAUCUGCCGCCGACCGACCGCCAGUCGCUGAUGGGCGACCUGUCGAACCAUAUCCAGGGCCGCCAGUGGGCCAGGGUCAAGUCGCUGAUGAGCGACUUUGCUGCUGUGUUUAGGCGCCGCAACGCUGGCAACUGAAAAGGAAAUAAAGAGCCGUUUAUUCUCAACGAAUGCUUUCUUAAAACUCUUCGACCUCAACAGUCAGCCCACAGAUGGUGCAUUUCUGCUCGCAGCUGUCAUCGCCGAUAGCCUCAAACGUGUGUUCGUG
Linderina pennispora is the source of this 3190-nucleotide messenger RNA. RefSeq names its product ARM repeat-containing protein. The transcript is spliced from 2 exons. Gene Ontology annotation, cellular component: nuclear membrane; cytoplasm. Gene Ontology annotation, molecular function: small GTPase binding. Bases 73 to 3060 code for a protein of 995 amino acids. Gene Ontology annotation, biological process: protein import into nucleus. NCBI's taxonomy places the organism in Eukaryota, Fungi, Kickxellomycota, Kickxellomycetes, Kickxellales, Kickxellaceae. The record is from RefSeq and is a predicted model, not a curated record.